This is a messenger RNA of Chara braunii, 4539 nucleotides long. NCBI's taxonomy places the organism in Eukaryota, Viridiplantae, Streptophyta, Charophyceae, Charales, Characeae. The record is from the annotation of a GenBank genome assembly.
UCCUUGUCGAGUCGAACGAGUUCUCUUCAAAUGACCCACCCAACGAUUGACCAUUCCUUCGGUUUACUGUGAGUGUGAGUUCCAUCACCUGCACUUAGGGAGAAGGUGGGCCUGCUAGCUGAGAGAAUCCAUUAUCGGUUUGGCUGGGAGAAGGUGGGCCUGGUAGGAAGGACCAAGGGCCAUCUAGACCGACAACCAUCGCUGGCUUCCUUUUUGCUGCUUUCGCUAGCUAAUGCUUGGCCAGAUCUCUUGCUUCUCCUCUUCCUUCUCCUCUUCCUCCUCUUCCCUCUCCUCUUCCUCCUCUUCCUCCUCUUCCUCCUCCCUACUGCAUUUCUCUGCGAAUUGGUCAAAGUGAGCACUAGAAACCUUGCGAGAGAAAUAUCUUCCUAGUCAGGAGUAAAAUCGUGCGCAUCAGCAUGAAGGCUCCAAAUCCAAGUAGUUGUGUGCUUUGUCUUCGCUGACGUCAACACGUUUUCAAUUUUUCAUUCGUCGACGAGACUUAGGUAGAAUUUACGUAUUCAUGCGUGUCAUCCUUGCGCAGGGGCCAUGCUACUCUAUUUUCUCUGUAUCGUUCCAGUAUUAGCGGAUGUCCCUAAGGACGGGUAGAAUAUUUUCAGGCUUUCCUUUUUUCUUUUCGAGGAGAUACAGAUAGAUAGAUACAUAGAUAGAUAGACAGAUAGAUAGACAGAUAGAUAGAUACAUACAGAGAGAGAGAGAGAGAGAGAGAGAGAGAGAGAGAGAGAGAGAGGAAUCAGUGUAACAACUGACUAGUGGACAAUUUUUAUUUAUUUUUACUUUUUUUUUGCGUUUUCCUUUCCGCGUUUUGAUUCAAUUCCUCGUUAAUUAUUGUAUUAACAUCAUAUACAGCCAACAGCAUGUUAUCGGUGUCUGCCAGAUCCUCGUCCUCCCCCUUCCCCUCCCCCUCCCACUCUCCAUCAUCGUCUUCAUCGUCUUCCAAUUUAUCGACCAUGGCGAUGGACAUCAAGGCAAUCAAUGUCUCUCUCGCGCGAGUUGCAUCCCUCGUCGCCAUCGCUCUUUUCCUUCGGAUGGCUUUCUCCAUAUCUCCGUCUUUCUCUCCAUCGUCUUCAUCCAUAUCUCCGUCUCUGUCCCCAUCGUUUCCCUCUUCACCUUCUUCGUCCCGAUCAUCGUCUUCGUCAUCGCCAUCGCUAGAGAAAAAUGCAGAGAACGACGAUGCAACGACGACAUCUGCUAUCCUUCUUGCAGGAAGAUCUCCGCCUUCUUCAUCGCCAUCCUCUUCCUUCCUCUCUAGCGAUGGCGGCGCAACGCAGACCUUGUUGCCAAAGGCGUCCGGACUGAAUCUGCCUUCGACAAUCAAUCAUAACGACCAGGUGGCAGCUGAACAAAAAGACGGGGAAGAGAUUAGCUAUGGCUAUGAAGUCGAGAGAGUGCGCCUAAGGACACGGCCACGUGGCAAGCACGGGUGCAAUCGGGAUCUGGACGCCAUUCUCAAGCUCAUCAAGCCGUCGCCGAUCUACGGCCCCGACGUUCCGCGGCUCAGAUUGCGGGUCAGGUAUGAGACGAAAGAGAGGCUGCGUGUUCACAUAACAGCCGUGGAUGGUGCGCCUCGAUGGGAAGUUCCACGGAAUCUUUUUUCAACCUCAGCGAGGACAGAGAGUGAGAGAAUCAAAUCAGAUGGGGAAAGUACGGAGGGUGGCCAAUCACACUUACAGAGAACUGGCAGUCUGCAACAAUCAAGUUUCUCGAGUCAGGCUCGUAGGGUCAUGCUUGGAGAAGGAUCAUCAAAGGAUCGAGAAGAGGGGUUUUCAGGAGAGAAUAAGGAGGAGGACAAGGAGGAAGAGGAGGAGAAGGAUGCGGAAGAGGACGAUUUGACUACUGUAAUGGAGGAUGGGACUCUCCCCAUGUCCCCCGACCCGGAUCGACAUCCCCUCAGCUUUUCUUACACAGACAAGCCUUUUGGGUUUGCGAUUACUCGGCAUGCGACAGGCGAGGUUCUAUUCAACUCAACGCCUGGGACCACUUCUGCUGUUCGGACCAUGGCGUUCAAAGAUCAGUAUCUCGAGCUCUCAACAGCCACGUCUCCUGACUCGUCGCUCUAUGGGAUCGGGGAGAGCACACGACCGGAUGGUUUUCGUCUUACCCCCAACAGGACACACACUCUAUGGGCUGCGGACAUAAGCAGUUGUAAUGCCAACAUGAACCUUUACGGUGUGCACCCAUAUUAUUUGGAUCUCAGAAAGGAUGGGUCAGCACACGGCGUCCUCCUCUUUAACAGCAAUGGGAUGGAUGUUCAAGUCAAUGAGGAUUCUAUCCAAUACCGGGUGCUUGGUGGUGUCUUUGACUUUUUCUUCUUCACAGGACCAUCUCCAGCUGCCGUCACCGAUCAGUACACCCAACUGGUCGGUAGGCCUGCACCAAUGCCAUACUGGACUUUUGGUUUACAGCAAUGUCGAUAUGGAUAUCGUGAUCUUCAUGAGCUCGAGGAUGUGGUUCAGAAUUACUCCGCAGCAAGAAUUCCUUUGGAGGGAAUGUGGGCAGACAUUGAUUACAUGCAUGGAUAUAGAGACUUCACUUUCGAUCCUGAAAAAUUUCCGGAGGAGGGAAUGCGUAGCCUUGUCAAUCAUUUGCAUCGACAUGACCAACACUUUGUCGCCAUUGUGGAUCCAGGGAUCAAGGUGGACGCCAACUUCUCAGCAUAUCAGCGUGGCGUGCAGGCAGACAUUUUCAUAAAAGAUGUGACUGGAAAGCCUUAUGUGGCACAAGUAUGGCCAGGGGCCACCCACAUACCUGAUUUCCUGAACCCGAGAACCCGUUCAUAUUGGGAAGAGGAGAUCAGAGAGUUUCAUAACAAGCUAGGUUUUGACGGGUUAUGGAUUGACAUGAACGAACCGGCGAACUUCUGCUCUGGUGUGGUUUGCUCUGUCACGAAGGGAUGCCCUGUACCAGGUGUGCCUCCCUACAUUUGCUGUUUGUCUUGCCAAGGGACCGACUCGACUGACAACGACCACAGUGGAGCUGACAACGUGUCGACGAAGUGGGAUCGCCCACCAUAUAAAAUCAACUCUUAUGGCCAGCACGCACCUAUCGGGACAAAAACCCUUCCAGCAAGUUCUCAGCAUAUCAAUGGCAUCCUUCACUACAAUGCACACAACAUAUUUGGGCUGUCCCAGGCGCAGGCAACUUUGACGGCUUUGAGAUCUGUGAUGAUGAAGCGACCUUUCCUUCUCAGUCGGGCGACCUUCCCAGGGUCAGGUGCAUACGCUGCACAUUGGAGCGGUGACAACUGUGCCACGUGGAAAGACCUUGCACACUCCAUAACUGCUAUGCUGAACAUGGGGCUGUUUGGGAUCUCGAUGACGGGGUCGGACAUCUGUGGGUUUCGUGGGAAUACUACAGAGGAACUGUGCAGACGAUGGGUACAGGUCGGCUCGUUCUACCCCUUCGCGAGGGAUCAUUCCGACAUAGGCACACUGCGCCAAGAGCUAUAUCAGUGGGAAUCGGUUGCAGAAACGGCCCGGAAACAUCUGAGUUUGCGGUAUCGACUUCUACCCUACUUCUACACCCGGAUGCAUGAGGCAACUUCUAGCGGAUUGCCGAUCGUACGCCCAUUGUUCUUCACCUUUCCGAAAGACGCGGUGACACAUGCAAUCAACCAGCAAUUCCUGGUGGGCAGGGGAUUGAUGGUAAGUCCAGUGCUAGAAGAGGGGGCGGAGAAAGUGAACGCCUACUUCCCAGAGGGUUCGUGGUACAACCUCCAAGACUUUUCUUUUGUACAGAGCAUCCAAGGAGGGAGAUGGGUCACACUGCCAGCACCUCAGCACACCAUAAAUGUCCAUGUCUUUGAGGGUGAAAUUCUGCCAAUGCAGCAGCCUGGGAUGACAACUGCCGUGGUGCGAAGGUCUCCCUUCUCCUUGUUCAUAACCUUUCCUGCAUGGCAUGAGCCAUGCACUGACUAUAACCUGGCUGAAGUUAGUUCCUUAAUAGCCGAUAACCAGACGGCUAUCGACUCGAUAAUAGCCGAUAAGCAGAUGGCUAUUACUCCAUGGCUAUGCAGGCAAGGUCAUCCUUCAUUGUUUCCCCAAACUGAACCUCUUCUCCUCUCUGCCACUGCUAAGGGAGAUCUCUAUAUUGACGACGAUCGGGUAGUUCAAGAGAUGGUGGUAAGAGAUGAACUUGACCACGCCACUUACAUCACAUUUGAUGGCGGAAUCAAAGUUUAUGCACGUGGGGGACAGUCACAAACGGGGAAACGCAGUGCUGGACUCUAUGGAAAAGGCUCCUUGCAAGCGUCUGUUGUUAAGGGUGGACAGUUUGCCUGUAAGGAGGGGUGGAUGGUUGACGAAGUGGUCAUUCUUGGGCCAUCUUGGGCACCUAACCACCUCACUAUUAAUGGGAAAACGUCUCGUCUUCAACGAGAUGUGCAAACGAGUUUCGACCCAACUCUACACAAGACAUAUUUCUUUGACAUGAACCUCAAACUUUGUGACGGUUUCACCCUUGAAUGGGAGGGGCAAUGGUAAUUGUACAGUGUUUUUUUUUCCCUUGGAACUUAAGAAAUCU